This is a messenger RNA of Formica exsecta, 1494 nucleotides long. RefSeq lists its product as uncharacterized. The transcript has 5 exons. Bases 444 to 1313 code for a protein of 289 amino acids. Lineage: Eukaryota; Metazoa; Arthropoda; Insecta; Hymenoptera; Formicidae. The record is from RefSeq and is a predicted model, not a curated record.
ACUGACGUCGAAAUUCAGCCUGAAAGGACCCGGUUUUGCGGUUGCAUCAUGAGCAAGCCAUCAUCGUCUCAUAUGUGUCUGCGAUAAUACGACUUGACUUACGCAACUGUUUCAGCUGCUAACCCACGCCAAAGUUUUACGAGCGUAAGAUAAAGAAAGGAAAAAGCGAAUAGUUUAUUCGAAUAAUCGGCCGGUGUGAAAAGAGGACGAAAUGAUUCGGAGAACACGUAUGGCACAUGAUUGCAAUAAGUAGAAAGCACCUUCUUCUUCGUCCGAGGAAAUCGCGAAAUCCUUAAGCCCGAUUGGUCGACGCCUUGUGUGGGAUUUCGUGGUAGCCCUUAUAGAUCGGCGAAGCGGAUCCACGAUUCAAUCGUUGACUUGUGUUGAAACUAGCUGGAGCCAGUCAUAAGCACGCAAUUUGCUCUGCAAGAGGUAUCGAAAAGAUGUUUUGGUGCUGCGGGUUUUUCAACUUUCUUCUUCUAUUUGGCAAUGUUGCGUAUAGCGAAAUCUUGAAGAGCAGAGUACGACGCCAAGAUUCAUCCGCACAAAAUGGUCAACUGAUAGAUAACAUCUUUAACAUUCCGAUCACAGCGAUUAGACAAACCGCUGCCGUCGCUCAAGCCUUUUCGCCGGAGAAUACACAGACAAUCGACAAUAUUGUUAAAAUCCCCGUUUCGACUCUAGAAGCUGUCGGCACACUUGUAAAAACUACAACGGAGCAAAGGCAGCAAAAUGCGGAGAGAAUUCGUAAUCGUCAAGAGUGGAGAGAACGGUUGAUGGCCAUAAAGGAGCAAAAAAGGAAGCGAAAACAGGAAACUCAAGACCAACGAACUCAACUGACAAGAGUUGUCAGGCAUUAUCACAAGGAUCCAUUUGGAUUAAACGCGUGGAGCGAUCUUUUGUUUGGGCAUCACUCUAGAUUAGGUGGCACCCACAGGCUUCAUGGGGGCCAUGGAGGUUUGCACGGCCACGGAAUUCACGAUAGUCACGGUGGACUUUUGGGAAACCGCCCGCAACACGUGUACGAGGUCCACAAGGAUGUUAAUGAAGAUACAUCUUUUUCUUGGCAUGGAUUAACCGCUGGAUUCGGUAGUUUCCAUGGAACUCGACCUUCUAGUACUGCCAUCAAAAUCGAGAAUAAGAUUGCUCCGAAAGAAGAGAGGCAGAAGAUACCCAAAUAUCCGAACGUUGAUGUAAACUCCCAGAAUAAAAUCACGAAGAUUAGAAAUAAGCCGAUACGUGAAUACAACGACGAUUCGCCAAUACAAAAUAAAAUUGCACCGAGAAACGGAAAAGUAGCAUUUGUGCGAUAAUAAUGUAUAUACGGAAUAAUGUUAUAUAUAAUCUUUAUUUUUGAUAAGCAUCCAUCAUUCUUACAUCGUUCUGCAGAUCUUAUAUCUUGCGUUUAUUUUUAUCGUACAAAUUUCCUCUUAGAAAUAUACAAUUUCAUUAAAUCUAUUAAACCAACAUAUAAUAUUUAUAAUAAUAAUAAUA